AUGUAUCGAUUGCAAUUGUCUUGUUUGUUCAAUAUUGAUGUCACCAAUCACUUCAGAAAGCUGCAUGAGUUGCUCGUCGUUGAAGAGCACAAAGUCACAUCAAAGAUCAAAGACAUGGUGCAACAGAGUGAGUCAACGAUCGAUGACAUUAUCAACGAGAUCAAAGGUAUCAAUGCGCUAUUCAAACCAAAGUGUGAUAGCAAGAUCGACAUGGACAACAUGGACAACUUGGUCACAUUGAUCACGACGUGCGAGACUAUCGACCAGUUCAUCAAUCAAUCAUUCACAUCAGAACGUGAUGUCCCAAUCACGAUCACAGACACUGAGUUGUUGACAAUGACACAGCAAUGUAUCGAUCGAAUGAACACAACAGGGUACAAGAGUACUAAGCCACAUCAGUUGGAAGUGGACGAUGCCGCGCUGGGUGAGAUCAAACAACUACUCCGCUCUUGCUUUGAUUUGAUUGAUAUGUCACACCAUGACAUUGACAAUUGA
Molecule: messenger RNA, 495 nt
Organism: Acytostelium subglobosum LB1
Lineage: Eukaryota; Evosea; Eumycetozoa; Acytosteliales; Acytosteliaceae
Exons: 2
Coding region: 1-495 (164 amino acids)
Source: RefSeq, a predicted model, not a curated record